This is a messenger RNA of Schizosaccharomyces japonicus yFS275, 764 nucleotides long. RefSeq names its product RNase P and RNase MRP subunit Pop8. NCBI's taxonomy places the organism in Eukaryota, Fungi, Ascomycota, Schizosaccharomycetes, Schizosaccharomycetales, Schizosaccharomycetaceae. Gene Ontology annotation, biological process: endonucleolytic cleavage in ITS1 to separate SSU-rRNA from 5.8S rRNA and LSU-rRNA from tricistronic rRNA transcript (SSU-rRNA, 5.8S rRNA, LSU-rRNA); tRNA processing. The record is from RefSeq and is a predicted model, not a curated record. Bases 113 to 484 code for a protein of 123 amino acids. Gene Ontology annotation, cellular component: ribonucleoprotein complex; ribonuclease MRP complex; endoribonuclease complex. The transcript is spliced from 3 exons.
UCUAUCACAUUGAAGAGGUCGAUACCUUUUUCUGUAUAUAUAUUGAGGCAGCAUUUGUAGGGUAUCAUGAGGCCAGCAAAUAGGUGAAUUCUAAUUAUCCGUGUGUUCUCAAAUGAAAUUCGUCUUCAAUUCUACUUUUUCGCUUUUCCAUCCACACUCUUCCUAUUCGAUGCUUAAAAGCGAAAAAUCUUAUUUCUACGGUAAAAUCUUGUCCUCCAAUCCAGAGCUCAAUGUCACUUCUAUUGACGAUGUAACUUUGCGACAUUGGAUUACUAUUGCUCUGGAUCAAGAAUUUGGUGUCUUUGGCUCUGCAGCUGCUGUUGAGAUCCUUCAUAGAGACAAAGAGACUUUUAUUUUGUCGUGUCAUAAAAAUGAUCAAGCAAAACUCUGGUCAUGCUUAGGAUCUUUCAUUAAUCAAAAAGAGGGUGUUCGUCUACAAAUUAUACAAGUGUCGAACUUCUUGUCGUCGUUCGCUUUUGCCUAGUUGCCAAACCGAAAAAAAGGCUAAAAUACCACUUCAUCAUGUCCUUUCUUCUUUUCUUAUCAACUCUAUAGAUGUAUGUUCUUUAUUUACUGUUUUCACAUGUUUCUUUUUGAAUGUGCCUUUUGCGUUCGUCCUUCUUGUUUUCGCGACGCGUUUUUCAUUUAACCUUAAUUUUUCGCGUCCAACCUUCGACGCUAGUAAAGUGCGCUGUCCUCCACACCACGGCCCUUAGGAACUUCUUUCCUUUACCAGCAACGUUGGCUGCUCUUGUCGAUGAAUU